This is a messenger RNA of Sinocyclocheilus anshuiensis, 1484 nucleotides long. RefSeq names its product DnaJ heat shock protein family (Hsp40) member B5 (gene dnajb5). Bases 159 to 1244 code for a protein of 361 amino acids. Gene Ontology annotation, molecular function: protein-folding chaperone binding. The transcript is spliced from 4 exons. Lineage: Eukaryota; Metazoa; Chordata; Actinopteri; Cypriniformes; Cyprinidae. The record is from RefSeq and is a predicted model, not a curated record. Gene Ontology annotation, cellular component: cytosol.
GACAUCAUUAAAUACCGGAGAGGAAUACCGGGAGACCUUAGAGGGUUUGAUUUAGCGAUGAGGAUUUCCUGUCGGAUGCGGCAAACCGACAUCAUUGUUCUGCAGACAUAACUGAAAGUUUGGUCGUCCUGGAAGGACUCUAUCUGUAAAUCAAAGCCAUGGGGAAGGAUUACUAUAAGAUCCUUGGCAUAACUUCAGGCUCUAAUGAAGAUGAAAUCAAAAAGGCCUACAGAAGGAUGGCCCUAAAGUUCCAUCCAGACAAAAACAAGGAUCCCAAUGCUGAAGAGAAGUUUAAAGAGAUAGCAGAGGCUUAUGAGGUUCUGAGUGACCCAAAGAAGAGAGUCAUCUAUGACCAAUACGGCGAGGAUGGUUUGAAAACAGGUGGCACAGGCUCAUCUAGUGGACAAGGGACCACAUAUCACUACACCUUCCAUGGGGAUCCACAUGCCACCUUUGCUUCUUUCUUUGGAGGCUCCAACCCCUUCGAUAUAUUCUUUGGCUCUGGACGCCAACGGGGAACCACCAAUGGCACUAAUGACCACGGUGGCGAUCAUGACAUGGACAUUGACAUGGAUGGAGAUGAUGAUCCUUUCAGUUCCUUUAGCCACUUUGGCUUCAAUGGUAUCAACGGUUUUCAUCAAGGUGGAGGUCGAAGACAUCGUAAUGAGCCUCUUCAUGGUGGCCGGAGGAAAGUACAGGACCCUCCAGUUGUACAUGAGCUUAAAGUGUCUCUAGAGGAGAUCUUCCAUGGAUGUACCAAGCGGAUGCGAAUCACUCGCCGAAGACUGAACCCAGAUGGAAGGACAAUGAGGACAGAGGACAAGAUCCUUAACAUUGUCAUCAAGAGAGGCUGGAAGGAAGGGACCAAGAUCACCUUCCCCAAAGAGGGUGAUGAGACACCUGAGAACAUUCCUGCUGAUAUUGCAUUUGUGCUCAAAGACAAAGGGCACCCACUCUUCAAAAGAGAUGGAUCCAACAUCAUUUACACAGCCAAGAUUGGUCUUAAGGAGGCAUUGUGUGGCUGUAUGGUGAACAUUCCCACCAUUGACAACCGAGCGAUCACAUUGCCCUGCAACGAUAUCAUCAAACCAGGCACAAUCAAGAGACUGCGUGGAGAAGGCCUACCUUUCCCAAAAAAUCCGUCUCAACGCGGGGAUUUGAUAGUGGAGUUCCAGGUGCGCUUCCCAGACAGAAUACCACCCCAGUCCAGAGAAAUCAUCAAACAGCACCUACCACAGUCUUAGAGGAAGUUCAGUGGAUUCACUGUAUGGUUACAACACACCGUUUUCCCCAAAAACAGACGCUGAAUUCGAAGAGGGACAAAUAUGUCGUAAGGACCAGAGGCUCAUUUGAUAUUUUGUCACAGUUUUACCUAAUUUAUUAUCACUUUCUCUGAACAUGUGGAAAGCUGAUUUUUGGGGAUUUUGAAGUAGUUUGUGUUUAUGCCGAGGCUCAUGACUUUCAACCAGGAUUUUAUUUUUAGA